AUGCGUUAUUCUAAAGGCUCUAUUCUAAACGUUGGUCAUUUGAUCGCCUUCCUUACGGGCAUGUUGACAACCCUGGCCAUGGUUGGGUUCGUGCUUCAUGGUCCAAUGGUGAAUCAGGCUAUGCAUCAGUGGUCCAAGCGAGCUGAUGCCGCUGCUCCUUCGGGUGAGGACAUUUUGCAGUUUGGCAAUCCAGGACCUGUGGUGGAUUUACUCAAGCGCAAGGAAUAUGUCGCUUCUUAUGAUCGUCGUCUCCGCUUGCCACACUGGGUGGGAGAACAUUUGACCGCUGAAUCACUUACAGCUCAUCCUGAUGUGGAUCGUAGCAACUCGUCUUUCCAUGAAGAUGAUGAUUUACCCAAACUAUUCCGUGCCCAUCUCAAGGACUAUAGUCGUAGUGGCUAUGAUCGAGGCCAUAUGGCUCCUGCUGGUGAUGCUGUUCAAACCCAAGAAGCAAUGGAUGAGACCUUUUUGUUAUCUAACAUGGCACCCCAAGUCGGCAUUGGAUUCAAUCGUCAUUAUUGGUCCUACGUUGAAGGAUUUGUACGUGAUUUGACACAAAAUUUCACCGAUGUGUACGUCUACACGGGCCCUCUCUUUUUACCACAAGCCAUGGAUGAUGCUACAAAGUACUACUUGAACGAAGAGGAUGCUGCAUCCAAGAACCCAGGUUACCAAAUCACUUAUCCAAUGCUUGGCAAUGUUCCCAAUGUCGCUGUGCCUACUCAUUUUUACAAGAUUGUCCUCACGCCCGUUGGAUCCGAUUAUGCCAUGGCUGCUUUUGUGCUACCGAAUCAGAAAAUUGAUAGCAAGACAUCAUUGACUGAUUUCAAGGUCGAUCUCCAAUCCAUUGAACGUGCCUCGGGUCUGCUAUUCUUUGAGAAACUUGAUCGUUCCAAAUUUAAGGAUCUUUGUACCCAGACAACAUGCAAAACAUAG
This is a messenger RNA of Lichtheimia ornata, 936 nucleotides long. RefSeq lists its product as uncharacterized. Gene Ontology annotation, biological process: apoptotic DNA fragmentation. The transcript has 3 exons. Gene Ontology annotation, molecular function: RNA endonuclease activity; metal ion binding; nucleic acid binding. The record is from RefSeq and is a predicted model, not a curated record. Lineage: Eukaryota; Fungi; Mucoromycota; Mucoromycetes; Mucorales; Lichtheimiaceae. Bases 1 to 936 code for a protein of 311 amino acids. Gene Ontology annotation, cellular component: nucleus; mitochondrial inner membrane.